Molecule: messenger RNA, 1902 nt
Organism: Labrus bergylta (ballan wrasse)
Lineage: Eukaryota; Metazoa; Chordata; Actinopteri; Labriformes; Labridae
Source: RefSeq, a predicted model, not a curated record
UCCACAGAAGGCAGUACUUAAACUUGUAAGAUCUCAGAGUGAUGCCAGUUCAAUUGCAUCUGAUGACACAAUAAUAUUGCCUCAUGCAAUGACUCCAGAAAGGACCCAGAGAUGGCCGGAUGUUUGUCCAGUGCCAGCUUUUUCUUAUGAAGUAGAACUCAUACUUGUUGAGGGAAAUUUGAAUCAUGAGAGAACAGGGAAAACCCUGAAGUUAUCAAGGGGACAGAAGCAUGACAUUCUUGAAACCCUUGCAUCCAAAAUGCAUAGCUUUAAAGCAUAUCCCAGUGAUAAAGACAUUUCAGUGGUUGCAGAAGCGCUUGUCACCACCCAUCCUUGUCUUAAAGAACCAGGAACGCAGACAGGAUGGUAUGGUUGGAAAAAUAGUCUGAAGUUUAAGAUGGGUAACUUCUGCACUAAGUUGAGUCGGGCAGGAUAUAGUGAGGUAGCUGUAAAUUCUGGAAAGAGAAGCAGAAACAACCCUGACAAACAAUCUCCCCACACUGACAUAAAGAGACCAAAAAGGGCAGAAGUGAAUUUUCUCCCCAACUUUCCAAAAGGAGAAGAUGGUUCAAGCCUUGAGCGACAGAGACUCCAGAUUGUAGAUGAAGUUAUAAGGACUGACAAAAACCUCCCUCUGAUUGCAAAGUUGAUGCAGACCACCUUUUCCCUGCGACGCAAAGAGGUCAUCAAUGAUGACUUGCCUGUUGGAGAGAUCCUGGAGCGCUGGCCUGCCCUAAAGAUGGAGUCACAGAUUUGUGCAGAGUUUCACAGAAUCACAAACAUCAACCUGAAGAACCACUUCUAUUCUGAGUUAGACAGACAUGUCCCUCGUCUUCAGAGUUUGUUCAGGAAGAAAGCUGCGCGCACAGGGAAGGUGUCUGAAGUCCUGGAUCAGCUCUUCAACACUUAUGACCGCCAGGAACAAGUUGACGUCAAUGUCCUCCGUGCUGCCGUCCUCCGUGCUCUCCCUACAUAUCUGCAUGAGGAUGACUCCGGAUUUCUGAAGCUGUGGGAUCGCCAAACUUUGAGAAGCCCUUUAAACUUCAGGUGGACGCAAGUGGAGUUGGUGCAGGAGCUGUACUGUUGCAAGAAGGGAAGGGGGCUAUUGAUCAUCCAGUCUGCUUCUUCUCCCGGUUUGGCGUCAUCUGGUGGUUGGCGGUGGCAUGCCUGCUGGUCGUGGGGAGACUCGCCAGCUGGUCGUGGGGAGACUCGCCCACCUACCUGCUGAUUGCGGAUGGGCUUCACCUGGGUGGAAGGGCAUACAAGCCGGGCUGCCAGAGCUUUCAGGGGGUUCCUCGGGUCAGAUUGGACUUAUCUCCCUCUGCUCUUGCAUUUUUUUGGUGGUUCUGAAAUAAACUAAAACCUAAGCAAGUUGACUGUGUGGACCUCCAUUUUGAAUGUUAGGGCCUACACGAGCUGGCCGUAACACUAGGAGGCUGCCACAAAGAGCUUGGUAACGCUGAUCAUUAGGAGGCUGCCACAAGAAGCUUGGAAACGUUGAUCAAACUGCAAAAGAUGACAACACAUUAAGUUGUGAGUGCAAGUACCAGAAUACCCAGAAAUGCAGACAAGUCGAAAUUGAAUUAGAGCUCUGACCAAUGAAAAGAGAUAAAAUUUGAACAUUUAGAAUGGACUAGCAAUUAUUUUACAAACAAAUAAGCUUCAAUAACUAAGAUCAAGUCAUGAAAUUAUUUUAAAUUCUGCCAUUUUAUUAAAAUAUCAAACACACAGGAACAACAUUAACCUUCCUGCAUGUAUUCACUGACAAUUUGUAACCUAGAAUGUACAUUUACUGCUUAACCGACAGCUUUACUGAAGGAGAGUUAAAUAUGAAUGUCACAGCAAAGGGUCUGAAUACUUAUGACCAUGUGAUAUUUCAGUUUUUCUUUUUUAAUAAAUUUG